Messenger RNA from Salvia hispanica, 3379 nucleotides. RefSeq names its product hercules receptor kinase 2 (gene HERK2). Gene Ontology annotation, molecular function: protein kinase activity; ATP binding. Gene Ontology annotation, biological process: protein phosphorylation. The record is from RefSeq and is a predicted model, not a curated record. Lineage: Eukaryota; Viridiplantae; Streptophyta; Magnoliopsida; Lamiales; Lamiaceae.
CACUUUAUUUGUGAUAAAGUUUGCAUAUACAGAUAUGCCUAUUCAAGAUUCUUGGCUCCCUUUUUUCCUAAAUUAAACAUAAGCAUCAAAAUGUCGCCAGACUGUAUUUGUGACCUUAUUUCCAGCCUACCCACAUCUUCCACUUCUUUCAAUAGUUUUCAAUAAAUUCAUUUUUUCAGCUGAAUUUAGCAAGUAGUUUCAUUUUUGGGAAAAAAGAUUGAAUCUUUGUGAAAAUCCCCAACACCCUUCUUGGCAUAGAUCUGUUCUGCUGCUGUUGGAAUUGGUGAAGUGAUUUGUGGGGGAGAAGAAAGGUGGGAACUGGAGAAGAAAAAGGGAUUCUUGAUUGGUUUGAACUAUGAAGGGCUAUUUUAGAGGGGGUUUGGGCUUGUUGCUGCAUUUGAUUUUCUUUAUGUUUGUUUUCUCUGUUGAGGCUCAGAAAUUGGCUUUUGUAAUAAAUUGUGGGACAAAUUCUAGUGUGAAUGUGGAUGGGAGGAGAUGGACAGGUGAUGCUGCUGCAGGAAACAAUGUCACCCUUAGUUCUCCUGCUGGGAUUGAGGCCUCAACUAGUGUGUUCAAUGGUGAUGGAGUCUACGAGCCGUUGUAUCGAACGGCUAGGAUUUUUAGUGAGGGUUUGAACUAUACUUUUCAAGUUCCUAAUGAGAAUUAUUUUCUUAGGCUGCAUUUCUAUCCAUUGGUAGUUGAUGGAUACAAUGUGAAUGAGUCUUUCUUUUCUGUUGAGGCCAACGGUUUGAGGUUGGUUUCGGAGUUCAAUGUUCCCGGUGAGAUUGCAGAUAAAAAUCAGAACUUGCCUGGAUCUGAAGCAGCCAACUCUAGCUAUACCUAUUUGUUGAAGGAGUAUUUCUUGUCUGUGGAGUCGAAUGUGGUGGUUGUGAGCUUCGUCCCAUCGAAGGGGUCGUUUGGUUUUGUGAGUGCUAUCGAGGUUGUUGAGGUGGGGGAUAGGCUGUUUGAUGAUUCGGUGACAAGAGUUGGGGGGAAUGGUGGGGGUGGGGCGUUGGACUUGGGGAAACGAGGGAUGGAGACGAUGUAUAGGUUGAAUGUUGGUGGUCCGUCUAUUAGGCCCUCCCAUGAUUCGCUUCUGUGGAGGACUUGGGAGAUGGAUUCGGGUUAUAUGAUCAAAGUGGAUGCUGGUACCGUGCCCAACACCAAGGCUAAUGUGACGUAUGCCAAUCCAAACGACACUGUUGUGGCUCCUCUCGCGGUGUAUGAGUCUGCAAGGGUGUUGACGAAUGCUGGAGUCAUGGAGAAGAGAUUCAACAUGUCGUGGAAGCUGGAGGUGCAUCCGGAUUUUGAUUACAUGGUUCGUCUGCACUUUUGUGAAGUGGUGUUUGACAAUGCAAAUCAGAGGGUGUUUAGAAUAUUCAUAGACAAUAAAACUGCUGCUGACAACUUUGAUGUGUACGCGCGAGCUGGGGGGUUGAACAAGCCGUAUCAUGAGGAUUACCUCGACUCUAUCUCCUCGAGCAGCAACUUCCUUUGGAUACAGCUUGGUCCUGAUCCCACAACGGGGUCUGCUGGGACCGAUGCUAUAUUGAAUGGUUUGGAGGUUUUCAAGCUUAGCCGGAGUGGAAAUCUCGCCUAUGUAGAGACUUAUACCAAUGUAAACGAGAAGAAAGCUUCGAAAAGUUUGAUCCUGUGGAUUGGCAUUGGAGCAGGCAUCGCCUCAAUCGCCAUUCUUGCAGCUACUUGGGUGCUCGUGUUUUGGUUCUGCAAGAAGAAAAGAGAAGAAAACGACACCAAGAAGGGCCCUCCCGGGUGGCGCCCUCUGUUCCUCCAUGGAUUCAGUACUGCGAAUGCUAAAGGGUCAUCAACGAACUAUCAGAACACAAACGGGCAGAACGGGACUAUUCGGUCAGGGAGGCGUUUCACGUUAGCUGAGAUUAGAUCAGCAACAAAUAACUUUGAUGAGAGUCUAGUGAUUGGAGUGGGGGGAUUUGGGAAAGUUUUCAAAGGCGAGAUUGGCGAAGGCGUUCUUGGAGCGAUCAAACGAGCCAAUCCGCAGUCUCAGCAGGGGUUGAAAGAGUUUGAGACGGAGAUUGAGAUGCUGUCGAAGCUAAGACACAGGCAUCUAGUCUCGUUGAUUGGAUUCUGUGAUGAACAGAACGAGAUGAUCCUGGUGUAUGAGUAUAUGGCUAAUGGAACUUUCAGGAGCCAUCUGUUUGGGAGCGACUUGCCCCCGUUGAGUUGGAGGCAACGGCUAGAGAUCUGCAUUGGUGCCGCGAGAGGGCUACAUUACCUCCAUACUGGUUCGGACAGAGGCAUCAUCCACAGAGACGUGAAGACGACCAACAUCUUGUUGGAUGAGGAUUUCGUCGCCAAAAUGGCUGAUUUCGGGCUGUCCAAAACCGGCCCUUCGUUGGAGCACACGCACGUGAGCACCGCAGUGAAGGGAAGCUUCGGUUAUCUGGAUCCCGAGUACUUCAGAAGGCAGCAGCUGACUGAGAAAUCAGACGUCUACUCCUUUGGCGUAGUCCUAUUCGAAGCUGUCUGUGCACGAGCCGUGAUCAACCCAACGCUACCUAGGGAGCAGAUCAAUCUUGCAGAGUGGGCCAUGCGUUGGCAACGGGAGAAUUUACUCGAGAGAAUACUUGAUCCAACGCUGAGAGGCGACUACUCACACGAAUCACUGAUGAAGUUUGGCGAGAUCGCUGAGAAAUGCCUUGCGGACGAGGGGAAGUCCCGGCCGACCAUGGGGGAAGUCCUGUGGCACUUGGAAUACGUCUUGCAGCUGCAAGACGCUUGGCUGCGCGACAAUGCUGGCGGAGAAGACUCGGCCACUGCCUCAACAAUGCUUGAUCAGAGUAUGCACACCAUUGAUGAGACGGGGCACGGGCCUGUUGUGGAGUCGGAUGCAGAAUCAUCCUCAAAGACCGAUGAAUCGAGGGAUCCGCUGGAUCCUAUGGUGGUUGGAGCUGAUGAAUUCUCGCAGAUGCUAAAGCAGGAAGGGAGGUGAAAACUAUGAUGAUUGAUUUGUCAUGUAAUCCCAUCAUGUGGAUGAAUGCGCAUAUGCAUUCGAGGCUGUGGGGGUUCGUCGUUUAAAAUCUGCAACGCGAAAACAGUGGACGAAGGCGAAGGCGAAGGUGGUGGCAACAAAGGCAGCCACCAUAGUUAGUAUGUAGCUCCUUAUGAAUGGCUUUUUUUUAUGAGAUUUGUUGCUAUGUAGCCUUAUAAUUAUGCCCAAUUCUUUCAUUCUUGUUUUUGACGUCUGAAACUGUUGAAUUUUUACAUGAUGUUUCGGCUUUUUGUUGUGAGGGAAGGUCAGGCCAUCUUCCUACAGUGACUGCAGAUAGCAGACACCAUUUGUGUAAGUUUGAGUUGUAAGGAUUUGUUGCAAAGUUGGAUAUUUGUAUCAGUUAUAAUC